AUGGAUCCGCUCCUUGCGCUCCAUGUGCUGCUUUGCUCUCCUGAAUCGGUGAUUUUCAAAGCUGUUGCAUUCUUCCUUGAUUCGAAGCUCUGGUUUCGCCUGGCAGCUGUGGUGGCCUUGCUGGUCUUGCUGCAGCUUCUCCUGGUGGUGGGACAGUCGGAGGGGAACCAGGAGGAGUCACUGGCCAUUUCAGUGGUCUUCGCUGGCUGUGCGCUCACCAAUGUGGUGGCAUUCGCCUCCUUUCGCCCACAGGUGGUGGCACUCAUUGGACGGCGAGGGCUUCAUCCAGCGGAGGAGGUGCUGCGACGCCUGCGGCGGCUGAGCGUGCGGAGGGCGCCCUGCUAUUUGCGCUGGAUGGAGGUGAAUGACAGGACCUUGAUCCGGUGCUGCGACCUUGGAAUUGGCUGUGGUGUGCUGUUGGUGAUGUUGGUCCUUUGGCCGCAAAGCUUCGUGCAGACCUUGGUGCCCCUCAUUUGGCUGGCUGCUGGGUGGACUUAUCUCUCCUUGCAGGCGGUGUCGGGCGAUUUCCUGGGACUUCAGUCGGACUCCAACCUCGUCGAGGUCGACGCGCUGAUGGCGCUGUUGAGCAUCCUGGCAAGGAGUCAUCCCAGGCAAGCACUGCUGGUGCUUCGUUUCUUUGCAUUUCGGAAGAUGCUGGGAUGUGGGGUUUGCAAGUACUACGGCUCGCCAAUGUGGCAAUCCUUUGAUGCAUUGCAAGUUCACUACUUCACCCAGCCCUUGGUGAACCGACGAUCUCGUUGGGCCCAUGUGUGGCCGGCGGACUUCCAUCGCUUCUCUGUCUUGGCCACCUUCUUGGUGGAGGUGAUCCUGCCCUUUCUAAUUUGGUGCCCGUGGCCUUGCAGGAUCAGCGCAUGGAUAGGUUUUAAUUGCUUGAAUGCGAUGAUCAACACAACGGGCAAUUAUGGCUUCAUAGGUUUCCUCAACACCAUGGAGAAUCUCUCCCUGGUGGAUGACCGGUUCUACCAGCUUGUUCUAGGGGCUGAUGUGGAUGCUUGGCGACUGCCAAGGAGCACUGCCUGGCCAUUUCGUUUGGUAGUGGUUUGUGUUCUGAGUCUCUACGUGGUCCUGUCUCUCUUACCCUUGGCCCGUGCUGGCAAAGGCACGGUGGACCUGCGGACGCUUCGCCUGCCGGACGUGGUGACGGCGCGCUUGGAAUGGCUGGAGGCCUUGCAGCAACCCUGGAAGCUGGUGAACUACCAAGGCAAGUUCUCAGGGAUGCACGACUUUCGUUGGGAGCCGAUUUUGGAAGCGUCAACGGAUGAUGGCCAAUCCUGGCGACAAAUCCGUUGGCGAUACAAGCUGAACCAAGGUCCCAGGGAGUCUGGCGUUGUGCUUUGGCUGCACUUGCCUCGCCUGGAUUGGCGGGUGUGGUUUCUGCCCUUGGCGGCCAGGCGUGGAAAGGAGCCUCCAGCCUGGUACGUCAAGCUGCUGGAACGCUUGGCGGAGUGUGAUGAGAGCAUCUUGGAGCUUCUUGAGGGUUGCCCUUUCAGCCGUGAGGAGUUUCAGGACCCCGAGCAUCCGAAGAUGUGGGUGUCCAGCCGACUGGUGGCCUGUGAGGUGUCUCCCAAAGAGGACGAAUGCUUUUGGAGUUUUCGCCCGCUCAGGAAACAGACCACCAUGGACUUGCUCAUUAAGGAGGGAAGUCGCUGCGAUGCCACGAAACGCCGGCGCUUGGACUGA
Durusdinium trenchii is the source of this 1701-nucleotide messenger RNA. The record is from the annotation of a GenBank genome assembly. NCBI's taxonomy places the organism in Eukaryota, Dinophyceae, Suessiales, Symbiodiniaceae.